AUGGAAGAUUCCAAAUAUUUCCUUAGAAAGCACAUUUCUAGGCUCGGAGAGCGUAGGAAUAUCUCCUUGAGGAAUAUCAAAUAUUCCAAACUCGUAGAGAAAAACAACAAAAAGGGGGAAAGUGAUAUUUAUGGGUGCUUAGAAGUAGAAGGUUUCUCUUCAGAAUUGGCAGAGUAUCCUGAGCACAUAAAUACGAGGUUAGUAAAUUUUCAUUUAAAUAAAUCACUUUCUUGUAGCUUCGAUCUCUUGUGUGAGGUUUCUAAGUUUUUUGGGGAUAAAGAUCAUUUGGGAUCACGCAGUAGGACCCUCUUGCCAGAUGGUUCGGAAAAGUUGGGUAGCUAUGUCUUCACAUCGUACAACCACUCGGUAAAUACAGUGAAAGUUAUCGGUACAGCCUUGACUUUUGAGUGUUUGCCUGAGAAAUCGACCUUUGAUUGCCCUAUAUUGAAGGAAGCAUACAUUUUGGGAAUAUGGGCAGUUAAUUGCCCAUAUUGGUUGCUAACUGAUUACGCAUCUAUUGCUUAUGGCAUUAUCACAGUUCCAAUGUAUGAAACUCUUGGGGAUGAGGCUCUAUUGAACAUUAUGUCUACGACUCAGAUGAAGAUAAUGUGUAUAGAUUCCAAGAAAUUGCCUAUACUAAAACGUCUGUCUAGCAAGAUAAAGUAUUUGGAAACCAUAAUCAUAUUCGAUACGGUCGCAGACGGUGAUAUGGAGAUCAUAAAGGAGUUAGGAUUGAAGUACUUGCUCAUGGAUGAUUUGGUAGAGAAAUACAAGGAUAGAGUCAAAGAACCACUUAAAUCCAAACGUACUGAUAUCUGUACAAUAAUAUAUACAUCUGGUACAUCAGGCGCACCAAAAGGCUCUGUUUAUACCAAUGAAGGCAUACUUUCCUUGGGUACAAGGCUAUCGAAUGUCGAGAAUAGAAUUAGAAUGCAACAAUAUGCAACAGUUCUCAGCUACCUCCCACUCACACAUGUAUAUCAGCGUUUCGUAGAACACUUUUGCUGUACAUAUGCAGUGCGUAUAGGGUAUUAUUCUGGGAAUAUAAGGGCGAUACUGGAUGAUCUGAAUGAACUCCGUCCAACGAUUUUUAUUGGUGUUCCCAGGGUUUUCACGAAGAUAUUACACAAGAUUCGCACUGGAAUUGAGGCAAAACCCCGUCUUGUUCGUUAUAUUAUGAAGAGAGCUCUUGAGAGAAAGCGUGAGACUUUCAAAACAUCCCCAGAAGAUCCAACUCAUUGGCUUUACGACAUAUUUAUGAAAAAGGUCAAGAGUCAAUUUGGUGGUGCAAUAGAAUCCUUUGUAUUAGGUUCUGCGGCAAUGACUGAAUCUGAUAUAACAGAUUUCCAAGCGUUUCUAACAGCGCCAGUUUCAGAGGGUUGGGGAACCACGGAGGUUGGAGUUGCAUUUUUGCAGGAUUAUCGCGAUACUACAAAGGGUACAAUUGGAGGACCUUUGCAUGGAGUUCAGUUCAAGCUUCGUUCCAUUGAGGCACUUGAAUAUGAUGCAAGAGGUACACCCCCUAGAGGGGAGCUCCUUGUAAAAUCUCCGGGAAUUAUGCUUGGUUACCUUGCCAAUCCCUCACUCACAUCUGAAGUCCUCGAUUCUGAUGGAUGGUAUCACACCGGUGAUGUUGUUGAACUUUUGGAUAAUAUGGGUGUAAAGAUAUUGGAUAGGGCCAGGAAUAUUUUUAAAAUUAGUCAGGGCGAAUAUAUUGCACCAGAUAAGCUUGAGAAUGCGUAUGUGAACGCCAAACUAGUUGAACAAGUUUAUGUUCAUGGGGAAUCUACAGAAUGUCACAUAGUUGGCAUAGUAGUUGUAGCUUCGGAAGAGGUACAGAAAUGGGCAAGCCAGAAAGGCUUAAACAAGCCCGUUUCUGACUUACUGCAUGAUACGGAGCUGAUAAAUGCAGUUCGCAAGCAAUUCGAUGAAAUUGCAAACGCACAAAACUUCAACUCUCUUGAAAGACUGAAGAUAUUCAAAUUAGUAGAUCAGUUAUUUAGUACUGAGAAUGGUCUAUUGACGCCAACAUUCAAAUCUGUGCGAUUCAAGAUUAAAGCUUACUACGAAUCCGAAAUAAAGGAAAUGUAUAAUUCAACUAGAGAACAGUUACAAGAAUCUUGA
Molecule: messenger RNA, 2124 nt
Organism: Theileria equi strain WA
Lineage: Eukaryota; Apicomplexa; Aconoidasida; Piroplasmida; Theileriidae
Product: long-chain acyl-CoA synthetase, putative
Exons: 2
Coding region: 1-2124 (707 amino acids)
Cellular component (GO): membrane; endoplasmic reticulum
Molecular function (GO): long-chain fatty acid-CoA ligase activity
Source: RefSeq, a predicted model, not a curated record